This is a messenger RNA of Mytilus californianus (California mussel), 2184 nucleotides long. RefSeq names its product 3-oxo-5-alpha-steroid 4-dehydrogenase 1-like. NCBI's taxonomy places the organism in Eukaryota, Metazoa, Mollusca, Bivalvia, Mytilida, Mytilidae. Gene Ontology annotation, molecular function: 3-oxo-5-alpha-steroid 4-dehydrogenase activity. Gene Ontology annotation, biological process: steroid biosynthetic process. Gene Ontology annotation, cellular component: membrane. The transcript has 5 exons. The record is from RefSeq and is a predicted model, not a curated record. The coding region runs from base 35 to 793 and encodes 252 amino acids.
AGAUAUUCAGGUUUUGUAUAACUAUAUCUAGACAAUGGUUGCAUCAGACGAUUUUUUCCUUAGUUUAGCUAAAGGACUUAUAGCAUGGAGUGCAUUUCUGUUCGCAUCUUUACUAUUUACAGAAGCAAAGUACGGACGAUAUGCCGAGAAUAGUUUUUACGUCAUGAACGGCAAAUUAGGAUGGUUUAUUCAAGAGCUCCCAGCUUUAAUAGUACCUAUUUUGCUUUUAUGCUUUACAGAGUGUCAUGGAAUAUUAUACAAUUGUAAUAGAGCUUUGUUGACUUUGUACAUCAUACAUUACGUACAUAGAAUUUUCAUAUAUCCGUUUUAUUUGAAAGGAAAGCCACUUCCACUUUACAUGGUAGUUUUAGCAUUUAUGUUUUGUUUGUUUAAUGGCUAUCUGCAAAGUGGGUACUUACUAUACAGUGCUGAGUAUAGAGACGAAUGGAUCACUUGUCCGCAGCUCAUCAUAGGUUUAGUCAUGUUUAUAUCGGGACUUGGAAUAAACAUCCAUUCUGAUCAUAUUUUGAGAAAUCUCAGAAAACCUGGAGAGACUGGAUACAAAAUACCAAAAGGAGGAAUGUUUGACUACAUUUCUGGUGCUAAUUUUUUCGGAGAAAUUUUAGAAUGGUGGGGAUUUGCCGUCGCUUGUAACUCAUUACCAGCUUUAGCAUUUGCUAUAUCAACCUCCUGUAAUCUCGGGCCUAGAGCUGUUCACCAUCACAGAUGGUAUAAAAAGAAAUUUGAAGAAUAUCCACGAUGCAGAAAAGCAAUCAUCCCAUUUUUAUUUUGAUACGUUUGAUAAUCAGUGUGCAACGUAUACUUGGUGAACACCUUAUUACAAUCAAAAGCUUAAUGACAGCUUGUGCUCAUUUUUGUCUUGUAACAGAUUGUUUCGUAAGUUGUGAAUUUCCCCCUAAAGAAGUAUUUAUAAUCUUCUAUAAAUAGCCGAAACUCCUGAAAUAUUGUAAACACACAUGUGAUUAUUUAACGUUCUAUCCAGUCGCUCACUGUUACGUACAUUUUGUACACGAAAGCAUACUUAUGCUCCGUGUUGAAGGUCGUACCUUGACCUAUAAUGGUUUACUUUUAUAAAUUGUUACUUGGAUGGAGAGUUGUCUCAUUGGCACUCAUACCACAUCUUUGAAAACAUCGUGCUUUUUUCUCAGCCUAGAUUAUAAAUAUUCAUACUUAGUAAGAUAAUCCAAAAGCAAUAAUAAAAAAAAAUAACUAAAAGGGAGAUAUGUUCGAUUAAAUAUUAAUUAAAACGGAAAUUUUUAUCUCGGAAAGGGGAGGCGCGACCUUUUCAUGGUAAAAGCACAUAUAUGUCUCAGUCUGGUAAAAGGAAAAUACCCUAGAGAUAAAAUAUUUUUUUACAAUUAGUAUGUCUACACAUAGCUAUGAUGCAUGGUUACGCUAUUUCAUCAUAGGGGAUGCAUUGCUUGACAAAUAUAUAAAGCAUUUACGACAGUGAUUUUUUUAAAUUGCAUUUGAAAAAAAGUAUCGAGUAUACAUAAUUAAUUAGACAGCAACCCAAUUAAACAACAAACAAAACAAUUUACUUCUAAAAUUCAACCUACGGUCUUCUACAAUGGACAUGUCAUUACAAUAUUUUAAGUUUUUAAUCCUCGCAAGUCUAGCUAUGAUCUAUAGAAUAGUUGUGAAUACAUGUAAAAAAAAAAUAUCUUAAUAGCAAACAAUGAAUAUUACUUAAAACAAGGAGGAGGGUCAAGAACAAACUUCUAGUAGUCUUUAUAGGUAUUUAUUUUUAUGUGUAUUUAAUACGUCUGUCUGUUUUGUCAUGAUCGUAUAUUUUUGUAAUCUAUAUUUAGUAUAUAUAUUAAUUAUACAUGUACCUAUAUAUUGUAAAAAAUUUGGUUAAUAAUAGUUGUUUUGAGGUUUAUUGACCAUUUAUACUAUAUAUAUAUAUGCUAUAUGAGAGAAAGAGAAAUAAAAGAAAAUUAUAAAUUUCAAAUACGAAAAUAUUGUUGGCAUUUUAAAAGAACGGUCUCUCACAAAAGAUUAUGUCAAUCCAGUAUGUUAAGCUUUGAAGGAUUAGUACGAUAAGGACCUUAUUUGACACCCAACAUUGAACGGUAUACUGCUUCAUAACGUGUUUGGUAAAAUUUGCUGAUUUAUAUGCAAGGCUAUUCUGAAUGAAUUAAUCUACAAAGCGAGAGCACU